CUUAUCACACUGUCCUAUUUCUUGUUGUUACAAAUUUGCCUGGAAUGCUUUAAACCUAGAGUACUUUGUUUCACCUGACAGAGCAUGAUGCAGUCAAACCCUGCUCCGACUUUUGUGCUGUUCUGUGUAUUGGUGGGGUUAGAAUACAGUUUUUGCAUUCUAUUUGCAAUUCCCAGCCAGAGUCAUUGUUUGCCUUGCCUGCCAGGCUGAAUCUAGUGGGAUGGGGAAGCAAGCUGUGGAGUUUGACAAAAAACUAGCUAGAUGACUGCAGUAUGAUGUUUCCCCCACCCAAAUACUCCUUCUCCCACAUAGAUACGGAAUGAGAAUCUCACUUCUUUAACUUACAAUAAAGAGCAGAGGUAAAAUUGUUAGUUCCUGUCUCAAGGCCAGUUUCCACCACUAAUGUACCUGCCUGGAACUAUUUGCAUGAUAAAUGAUGUGUCCUGGAACCAGUAAUCUUUUAUAAAGGUGAAUAUCAGUGGAAAUCUUUUAAUUGGCUAAGAGCAGUUUGUUGGCAGGCUGCCUGAGUAUCUGUGAGGAGGGGAGAAUCACAGAAAAUGUUUGAUGUUUUAGUUUGAUGUUUGUAGUAACUAGUGUUUUAAAUGCACAGGGGUAAAGAACAGUCCUAGACUGAGGACGAGUUCCAGACACUUAGGCAGAACACUUGCUUGUAUUCACUGCCCUCUGUUAUGGCGACAUGAGACCAGUCUCCUGUGGCCGAGGGACACAACAUUUUUUUCUUGGGUAGAGCAUUAUUGCCACUUCAACAGAAGGACCUUGUCCUCAAUGCUUCUGUACCAGCCCUGUUCAGGCAAACUGCCAUUGUCACCACUGUGCUUCUACCUUGUUUUGGAUAGGACAGAUAUAAAUGCGUUCCUCUUAUUUGGGUUCACUUACACGAAGAUUGGGCUCCUCUGCCUUUGCUUGUUCUCUUCUGCCUUUUUCUUGCAAGAAACCUUUACCUAUGAAAACUUGAUUUGCAUGCCAUUGCUUAAAAACUUGGUUCCACCACUCUGAUGGUGUGUAGGGGACCUGAGUGGAAAUGAGAAUUUGGGGAUGGGUAGGGCAUCCCCACUCAAAGGGUGAAGUGGCCAUUCUGUUAGAGAAUAAAGCCUUGGCCUUUAUAGCUUUUUCAAGGCACGUUUGUGUUGGGUCUGCUGGCAUAUGGAUGUAUUCUCACUAUAGCUGUUUUGCUGUUACUGCAGAAGUCUGGACUCUCAGGAGCAAGCCUGAGGAAGCGGUCACUUGUCUUCUUGCCUAAGAGCUGGGGGUGUUAUAUAUAUGGACCUGCAAAUCACUGAUUUAUUGGGUUUUCACCUAACUUCUCUCAUUUGCUGGCUCUUUUAUUUCCCCCAUGAAAUCUUGGAUUAAUUAAAGAUCUUAAACUUUCAGAGCUAGAAGGGACCUUAGUCCAGCUCCCUCAGUUUAUAAGUAAAAAACAUUUGUGGCUGUGAGAAGUUGUGGCUUUUCCAGGGCCUCCCAGCCAAGAUACCAGUUUGAUUUUUAUUAUAUAGCUAACUAGUAAUACUGUUACCUUGACUUUGGGGAUUUCAGAGCAUUCUAUGACUCGACUGCUUAAGGGAAUUGUAAGGCCUCACUGCACCUCAAUAGAUAAUUUUAGGUACCGUCCUGGUAGUUACAGACCAGCCAUAGGUAAAAGACUUGGUUGGUGUUGCCCUUUCUCUGCGUUAUUUGAAUAGUCUCUAAGUUGUACAUGCUAGGCUUUUUUAGUCUAAAGAAGAAAAUGCUACUUUUGGGCCAGCGAGGUAUCAGAGAUUAGCUAAUAUGGGCCAGUUUAGGUUUUAACAGGGAACGAUAGUUAUCUUAAUGAUGAAAAGUUUGAUGACAAAAGUCCUUUUUUGAACAUGUGUUCAAAAGCAAAAGAAAAACUGUCAAACUAAUAACUCAGUUUGUUGAACGUUCGAACAUUACAAUUUACUGAUCUGAGAGGCUUUUAAGAAGUGAUUGCUCUGAGUCAGACUUGUGUAUUUUGGAGGAUGGCUUUGAAUCUCCCAGGAUACAUGGUUUCUGUUGGUACUGCUUUUUUCUCUUAGGGUUAAAGCCCCUUUAUGUGACGUUACAGCAGCUUGUUGUAGCUUCAGCUUGAAAAAGAAGAGAGACUUUGCCUCUGGAUUUUAUGUGUUCUUUUGGGGAUGAGAUAUUAAUGUUGCAUGUUCUCUUGAACAUGCAUUCUAUCCCUGAGUAUUUCUGUAUGAUAUGGUACAAGAAAUACUUACCAGAGAUCACCACUAACGAUAUGCUUUAUAGUGUCUAAGUGUGCUUCAGAGGUGACAAGACCUGUGAUAGUGUUGAUUCUAACAUGCAUGAAUCUUUUCUUUAUUUUAGCACUGUGUGUUAUGUGCCAGUAAUUUGCAGUUUAUCCUUUGUUUCUAGCUAGGUAAGCCGGGAAAUAGCAUAGUACUUUGUCUAUAUGUUUAUCUUCAAAAUGUCCCAAAUAGCCCUGGGAAAAAGGUCGUGCAGCACAAUGGGGGCUUUCAACUUACAAUUUUCUUUGUUUUAGGCUCCAUAAAAAUACAGACUCACCAGUUCCUGCUUUGAUGUGACAUGUGACUCCCCAGAAUACAUCUUGCUUCUGUAGACCAGCUCCAACAGGAUUCCAUGGUAGCUGGAAUGUUAGGGCUCAGCCCAUAGGAUCGCUUCUCUACUCUGUCCUUCCACGUGCAGUGGUUCUGGACGAGCUGCUGUCUGCCUGAUCAGGAUCCACUCAUGGAAUCCACACCAGCUCAAGAGGCAGUCUCGUCCUUACCCACACUCUACAGCUCUUCACUGGCAAAAAAGGGGAGUUAAACCAGGUCAUGCUUUUUGACCCUCAGCUCUUUGUCCCCUCCCCUGCACUGGGCUCUGUGUCCUGCAUUGAGGCUCCUGUGAACUUCUCUCCAAGCAGUGCCAGAUGACGGUGAAGUUACCUAUUGCUGCAUGCGCCCUCUGCUCUGCUGAAGCCACUGAGAGCAGUGACUGCCUCUGCUCACCCACCACAGCUUCCCCUUGUUACCUAUGGGAAGAAAAGUCAGAAGACCAGGAUCUCCAGGGCCUCAAGGACAAACCCCUGAAGUUUAAAAAGGUGAAGAAAGAUAAGAAAGAAGACAAAGAGGGCAAGCAUGAGCCCCUGCAGCCACCAGCCCACCACUCUGCUGAGCCAGCAGAGGCAGGCAAAGCGGAGACCUCGGAAGGGUCAGGCUCAGCCCCAGCCGUCCCAGAAGCUUCUGCCUCCCCCAAACAGCGGCGCUCCAUCAUUCGUGACCGGGGACCCAUGUAUGAUGACCCCACUUUGCCUGAAGGUUGGACCCGGAAGCUUAAGCAAAGGAAAUCUGGCCGCUCCGCUGGGAAGUAUGAUGUGUAUUUGAUCAAUCCCCAGGGAAAAGCCUUUCGAUCUAAAGUGGAGUUGAUUGCGUACUUCGAAAAGGUAGGCGACACCUCCCUGGACCCUAAUGAUUUUGACUUCACGGUAACUGGGAGAGGGAGCCCCUCCCGGCGAGAGCAGAAACCACCUAAGAAGCCCAAAUCUCCCAAAGCUCCAGGAACUGGCAGAGGUCGGGGACGCCCCAAAGGGAGCGGCACCGCGAGACCCAAGGCAUCAGAGGGCGUGCAGGUGAAAAGGGUCCUGGAGAAAAGUCCUGGGAAGCUGCUCGUCAAGAUGCCUUUUCAAACUUCACCAGGGAGCAAGGCCGAAGGGGCUGGGGCCACCACAUCAGCCCAGGUCAUGGUUAUUAAACGUCCCGGCAGGAAGCGAAAAGCCGAGGCCGACCCCCAGGCCAUUCCCAAGAAACGGGGCCGAAAGCCAGGCAGUGUGGUGGCAGCUGCUGCCACUGAGGCCAAGAAGAAAGCCGUGAAGGAGUCAUCCAUCCGGUCUGUGCAAGAGACCGUGCUCCCCAUCAAGAAGCGUAAGACCCGAGAGACAGUCAGCAUUGAGGUGAAGGAGGUGGUGAAGCCUCUGCUGGUGUCCACCCUCGGUGAGAAGAGUGGGAAGGGACUGAAGACCUGCAAGAGCCCUGGGCGGAAAAGCAAGGAGAGCAGCCCUAAAGGGCGCAGCAGCAGUGCCUCCUCACCCCCCAAGAAGGAGCACCACCACCACCACCACCACUCAGACAGCAUCUGCAAAGAGGAGAAGAUGCCGAGAGGAGGCUCGCUGGAGAGCGAUGGCUGCACCAAGGAGCCAGCUAAGACUCAGCCCACGGUCGCAACCGCCACCACAGCCGCAGAAAAGUACAAACACCGAGGGGAGGGAGAGCGGAAAGACAUUGUUUCAUCCUCCAUGCCAAGGCCAAACAGAGAGGAGCCUGUGGACAGCCGGACGCCCGUGACCGAGAGAGUUAGCUGACUUUACACAGUGUGGAUUGCAAAGCAAACCAACAAGAAUAAAGGCAGCUGUUGUCUCUUCUCCUUAUGGGUAGGGCUCUGACAAAGCUUCCCGAUUAACUGAAAUAAAAAAUAUUUUUUUUUCUUUCAGUAAACUUAGAGUUUCGUGGCUUCAGGGUGGGAGUAGUUGGAGCAUUGGGGAUGUUUUUCUUACCGACAAGCACAGUCAGGUUGAAGACCUAACCAGGGCCAGAAGUAGCUUUGCACUUUUCUAAACUAGGCUUCUUCAACAAGGCUUGCUGCAGAUACUACUGACCAGACAAGCUGUUGACCAGGCUUCUUAGGGUAUGCCUGCACCUCCCCUCCCACCCAGGCCUCCCCCAAUGUGGUCGUUAAGGACAGAGAGCACUUAAGAGGACACUCCCAUUUUCGGUGCCAUUGGUACCCCAGUCUCAGCUCUCCUCUCCCUCCACCCUGCCCCCAGCUUCCCUACCUCCCCCACUCCCACCAUGUUGGGACAAGGAGGUGUGAGGCAGAAGAGACAGUUGGAUUCUUUAGAGAAGAAGACGGAGAUGGCCAGUGGCUACAGCCCGUGUGAUUCUGCAGUGGCACAAAUCUGGCCCCACUCCAGCCCCAAUCCAAAACGGACAAGGACAUUUUACAGGACAGGAAAGUAACACCUGUUCACUCCAGUUCUGGCAUGGCUUGGAGAGAGUCAUCCUUUGAGCUGCUAGGUGUAGACUGGCCUGAGCCAGAGGAGAGUAUGGCGCAGGGCCAGCCUCCAGUGGAUGGCACUAGAGAGAGGCCAUGGAGGCAGCAGGACGAGGUGCAGGCAGGCUGGCCCAGCUCCGGACCAGCAGAGCACAGCGGGGCAGGAAGGACUCCUAGUCACUUAGAGCAGUCUGACUGGCAGUUAGAGGCUCAGUGGGGCAGGGGCCAAGGGGAAGGAGGGGAGAAUGUUCUUUCAAAACUUUCCAAUUCUACUCCUUAGGGACAGCUUAGAACUAUUUGCACUAUUGAGUCUUCAUGUUCCCACUUCAAAACAAACAUGCUCUGAGAGCAAAAUGGCUUGAAUUGGUGGCAUUUUGUCCCUCAAGCCACCAGACAUGAUGGUGUUUAAACUGCCUGGAUCUGUAGAUACCUGCGCUUGUUUUAAAGUGGGCUCAGCACAUAGGGUUCCCACGAAGCUCCGAAACUCUAAGUGUUUGCUGCAAUUUUAUAAGGACUUCCUGAUUGCUUUCUCUUCUCUCCCAUUUCUGCCUUCUGUCAUUUCAUACUUUCAUUUCUUCCCCUCCUUCUUCCUCCUCAUUCAUCCCUUCUGUUCCAAGCAGCCACAGUGCUCAGCUGUACCCCAAACUGAUUCUGGUUAGCUCAUGCCCCCAGAACUCACUUUGCCCUUGGCCUUCCCGACACCAACCCAGCCCAGCCUCACCCCAUUCUAAGCCCUGAGGAAGCCCUGGGCUCUGCUGAGUCCACCUGACCCUAGCACCUCAGCCUCUCUGAAGGGCAAGAGAAUAGCAAGGUCUCGCUCUCCUAGGCCAGAACCCAGACACCGAGCCUCCUCAACCUUCCACUCGAGAGAAGUGGAUGGGAGAAAUUGGACCAGAUUUGGAUUUGGGAGCUGAGGGCAGAACAGAGGCACCCCAUGGUCUGCCACACAGUCAUCAAGCAGCCCAGCCCUGGCCUUGGCCUCUGCCAGGCCUGGCUAGCUCAGUGCAAUGCAGCAGGGCAGCAGGCGGAACAAAUGCAGAUGCCCCCAGACCUGACCUGGGACAAGUGCCUAGGACCCCCUUUUUUGCCCCCCAGGCUCCUCCAUUAACCACAAGUUCUUUUUUAAUGGAAAACAUUUGACUUUUGCUUCUUGGAGACUGGGUAGGGUCAGUGUAGCACACAUUUCCACGUCUGUGCCAGGGUUAUGGUGUAGGGGCUUAGAGGCUUGGGUUUGCUGUGGGAUCCCAUCCUUUCAACCUCUCUGUUCAGGAAGUCCUUAUCUAGCUGCAUAUCUUCAUCAUAUUGGUAUAUCCUUUUCUGUGUUUACAGAGAUGUCUCUUAUAUCUAAAUCUGUCCAACUGAGAAGUACCUUAUCAAAGUAGCAAAUGAGACAGCAGUCUUAUGCUUCCAGAAACACCCACAAGCACGUCCCAUGUGAGCUGCUGCCAUGAACUGUCAAGUGCGUGUUGUCUCGUGUAUUUUAGUUAUUGUCCCCUGGCUUCCUUACUGCGGUGUAACCAUGAAGGAGUGAAACAUCCUAGAAACUGUCUAGCACUUCCUUGUCAGUCCUUAGUGAUCAGGAACCAUAGUUGACAGUUCCGAUCAGUAGCUUAAGAAAAAACCGUGUCUGUCUCUUCCGGAAUGGUUAGAAGCAAGGGAGUUUGCCCAUUCUGUUUGUAGAGUCAUAGUUGGCCUUUCUAGCAUUUUUGUAUCCAUUUCCUUAUGCUGCAAAGUCCCACAAGCAACUCCACUCUGCUGUUAAUUCUCUGGGCUUUACUUCUGACACCUCCCCAGGAGGAGAGGGGGGUCGGAGGAAGAAGCAAGUCCUUUGGGACCCCUCUUCCUCCAAGGACAAAAGGCUCCUGACCCCGCAGUGGCCUUGCACUCCUGGCAUCCCCAAAAGACACCUAUCCAUGUGAGCUUUGCAUUCAGCCAGUUUGUCAUAGAGAUGCUGUCCAUUUUGGUUGGCUGGGUUUUUUUGUGUUAUAUACCUAGUCCAGUGAAAUGUGGCUCCUGGGACCAAUGUCAGGAGCUGGCUGGCCUCCCCAUCGGCUCAUUACCAUCUGGUCCUGGGAAGAGGAGUGCGGGACCCACCAGACCGACUUUUUACCCAUGACCGUUUAUUCAGGGUUCUGACUGGGCAUUGAUGGUCAAGAACACAGCAUCUCAAGGGUUGUUUUCUUUCUCUCCGGCUCAACCCGCAGCCCCUUAGCUCCCCAGCUUCCUCCCCUAGAGUUCCAAAGCUGCAGGCGAUGCCUGAGACUCCUUAUGGUCCCCCCUCUUUCUUCCACAUUCCCUUCUCUUCCCCAAAUACAGGCAUCAUGAGUGAGUCACCUUUAAGCAGGCCACCUUGGUGGUUUGUCCCCCUGAUGGGCUGGUGCCCUAUAGCUUCCAUGCUGCCUCUGUUCCUGGAGUCAGGUUGAUGGGAGGUUGGAGGGAAAGCCUGGAAUUCUCACCAGCUGUGUUCCGCCCAGUUUGGGGUGUGACCUUGAUUUUGUAUGUACUUGAACACCACGAAGAUUGGGGGACAUCUUUUAGGGUCUGAAGAAUACAGGAAUUGACCAGCGACAUUCAGAUCCCCAUGGGUCUAGGUCACAGAGUCACAUUCAAUCUCCCCAACCAUCAUUCUAGUUGUUAGUUACUACCUCCUUUCUUUACAGAAUUCUGUAUGUCCUCGAGCUCCUUUCACAAUGCCAGCGCCAGCCCUGCCCUACCUAUCCGCCCAUUGGUGAGCUUGUCCUUACCAGUGGGAUUGCUAGCUUUGACACUUCAGUGAACUGGGGAACUGGGCCACAACCAGGCUCUAGUACAGUUCCCUUCUGCUGGCAUAGGAGACACCUAAAAAUGCCACGUCCCCAGUCCAUCAGUGCCAAACUAGCCAAGGACCCCAGCCCCUCAGCUCCCUGGAAUGUGAAAGUCAUGGUGGUGGCCUGUGGACACUGGGCACAGCCAGCACCUGGCUUCUACUGAGACCCCAUGCAGAUGUGGACAACAGUCUGUUCAGUGGCAUGUUCCAGGCUAGAAGCCAAAAACAGUGGCAGUGAGACCUGCAACAGCCCCAAGUUGUUGCCUGCUCCUCUGCCCAGUUUGUCAUUGCUGUGACAGCCAUCAUGAAAGGGCACUAGCCAGAAACAAACUUCCAUGUUUGCUGGGAAAGGAGGCAGGCCCUCUGGAUUUUAAGUAACUCUUAAUAAGCAGCCCAAGCCCAGGAGGGGGCAAAGGUUAUGAACUAAACUCACAAGAGGGCCAGCUGGAUCUUGUGGAGCAUUCCCACUGGGCUCUCUGGACUAACGUGGUCAGGGGAGGUCACAGGUACUGGUUCUUGGAGACCUUUGUACACCCAUUCCUAGCUGGAGCCAUUGCCCUGAAUUGCUUCCUGAUGCGAGUUUUGUGCACAGAGUCUAGGACCAAUGGCCCAGACCUCAGGAAGCAAGCCAUGUCUAGAGCCGUAUGGGUGUUUGCCUAGCCAGUCCCCCAAGUGCCAGCCGCUGGCCCGUGGGCAAGCACAGCAACAUUACCAGGCCUGUGGCUAUGUCCCUGCUUUGUUGGAUUCCUGCUCUUACUGUACUUUCUGCAAGAAUCCAUCUUUGCUCUUGGUCAGUGAGCCCUUCCACUCUGGAGGGGUUUGUUGAAUCUCCAGUUUUGUGUCUUUUUCUUUUAGACCAAUCUUUAGAAAAGGCCUAAUUGUUAUAAAUUGCUAGGAUACUGCCUCCCCCAGGGUCUGUAGUUACAUAUUAAAAGGGAAAAAAAGUGAACAUUGAAACCCACUCUCAAUAAUUCAGAAGAAAAACCUAGAAAAUAUUUGGCAAAAAAUUACAUUUUAAUGUUUCUGAACAAACAAGAGCAAGCUUUUGCAAAAAUUGUGAUCUAAAAAUACUUGGAGCUUGGCCUGAUGUGUGGUGAGUGCUGCAGGCAAGGGGGAUUCUAGCCCAAAGCUGCUGGAUCUGAGACUCAGAGCCAUCCUGUCAUUAGAGAGUCCAUCUCCCCUUGGGUAGCAGUCCCUGAGGACUUGGCUCUGCCCCCAUCCUCUGGGGUGGCCUGGAGGUUAGUGGCCCACCUGAUCCCAAACCUACAGGAGCCUAGCUCUUGGUGUGGGAAGCAGAGUGGUCACCAGGGACUUGUGAAGGCCUGCAUCAUUCUCACGCCAGCACCACCUGUUUCUUGCUCCAUUCUCAUCUC
Messenger RNA from Miniopterus natalensis, 9207 nucleotides. The record is from RefSeq and is a predicted model, not a curated record. NCBI's taxonomy places the organism in Eukaryota, Metazoa, Chordata, Mammalia, Chiroptera, Miniopteridae.